Molecule: messenger RNA, 444 nt
Organism: Oppiella nova
Lineage: Eukaryota; Metazoa; Arthropoda; Arachnida; Sarcoptiformes; Oppiidae
Source: the annotation of a GenBank genome assembly
CCCGACGGCCCAGGAAUCGACUUCCCACUGCUAAUCGACCCCUCGGGGGUCUACUGUCGCAGAGAGGGUUUAGGAGGGAAUUUCAUUUGUGGCCGCAGUCCCAACCAAAAUGAAGAGCCCGAUGUCAGCAAUUUAGACGUCGACUACUCGUACUUCGACUCUAAAGUAUUCCCGCAAUUGUCUCAUAGAGUGCCCUCAUUUGAAACGGCAAAACUGAAGGGCGCGUGGAGUGGGUAUUACGAAUACAACACUUUCGAUCAGUUGCCUAUCAUUGGCCGCGAUUACUAUUACGGUAACAUGGCGUGGGCCACGGGCUUCAGCGGACAGGGCAUACAAAUGGCGCCGGCAGUGGGCCGAGCCAUGAAUGAACUCAUAUUCGACGGCGACUAUCAGACAAUAGAUUUGAGUCGCUUCUCGUGGGAGCGCUUAAUGCAUAAGAAGCCG